CCCGGUGCACGCGACGCAUGAGUGAACAGCGAGUUGUCAUUGAACAGGUACCUUGACUCAGGUACUUUGUAGGCUACCAGCCAGAAGCGGCAUUAUGCUGGAAGCAUGACAAUGGAACACACGCGCGGCAAUUUUCACGCCACCAUGUCCAGCAUCGGAAGUACGGGCGGCUUGAAGCUGCAGCUCCAUUGGAGUCAGCGAGUAGCACUCGUGAGACACAACCUCCACACAGCCAGCCGGAGCGGCGUCUUCACUUUCUUCAAGAUUCUGCAAGCGAAGGCUCUGUCGGAUGGGACUAAUCACCCCGCGGUACUCGCAGCACUCAUUGGUGGCGACGAAGCCGACGUCUUGAUAGCGGCGAUGGACAAUCUGAAUGUUGGUCUGGCCUACGUCCACCAAGACGCCUUCAAGAACGUGUAUGACCGAUGGAAAGACAUGACGCGCGAUGGCGAAACCAACAUCAGCAAGUCAAAGCUCCAUGUCGACUUUACCAUGCAACGGAGUAUGGCAGACAUGGCCAUUGACAAAAUAACGACUUCUGCCAUUGGACUCAUUAACGCUCAGCCGCCGCACGUCCAGGGAGCUGCUGCGAACGUUUGGAUAGCAGGCGUCUCCGUCAUUGCGGAUGCAAUAGAGACUGUGCUCCAGCAGCUGCAGAGCCUUGAGGACAAGGAGUUAAACGACUUCAUUCGCCUCGAGGAAAGCUGGGAUAUUGUAAAAGGCUCCGUUGUCUGCGCCAUCACCGGCUUGAAGGGUAUCUUCUCUCUGAUGGAUCCCAGUGAUCCUGGCAGACCGUCCGAAAAGUCGUCACGGUCGAACAGCAUCGCAAGCGCCAGCGGUGCCAUGUUCCGCCGCCUUUCCACCGCCUUCUCCAGCACAGGAAUCACACCACCAGACACUCACAACGGCAGUAUCACCUCAAACUCGCCCAACUUUGCAGCAUUCCACCGAAACAACUCUGUCUCAUCGAUCAGCAGCAGCCCGGUCUACCGUACGCCGAACUACGUCCGCAACAGCGUCAGCGCAGGCUGCCCGAUGUCAAUGCCGGCAAACGAAGUAGGGUAUCAAGGCCAUCAUCUCAGCCCUGUCCCGCCUACUCCGGCGGCGGAGGAGGCGACGGAUCCGUUCGGUAUUGACGUCCCGCCUGUGCCACCUAUGCCGGAAACUAUACAGACCGCGUUAAAUGGAGAGGAGCUGCAUAGGAAGCGACUGAGCAUGAUGAUCAAUUAGACUGGCUGUCUACCGAAGAUAAGUGACUGUGAUUAGUGUAGUCAUUAGCCUUAUUCGGUAUUCUUUGUAGCUUAUUUCAGGGCCUGCGCAAGUCCUAAGGCUUUGCUGAACA
Messenger RNA from Baudoinia panamericana UAMH 10762, 1342 nucleotides. RefSeq lists its product as uncharacterized. The record is from RefSeq and is a predicted model, not a curated record. The transcript is spliced from 2 exons. The coding region runs from base 106 to 1230 and encodes 374 amino acids. NCBI's taxonomy places the organism in Eukaryota, Fungi, Ascomycota, Dothideomycetes, Mycosphaerellales, Teratosphaeriaceae.